AACCAAACCAAAAAAUCUUACCGUCUUAUCCGCAGCUGGACUUGCAAACCUAUGAAGUCCAAAUCCGAUACGUAGAAUUUGCCAGAUGUGUGUUUCUUCGAUCUUCCUUGACUCUACCUUAUCUCCUUCUCUUUCUCUCUCUUUUCUUUCUAUCUCUAAAAACCACACCUACUAUAAGUUAACUUGUUCACAUUCUCAAUUCUUUGAUUCUAAGCCCUAGAUGCCAUUUAUCUUCUGUUAGACCUCCAAUCAAUUCCCAUGGCAGCUCUUAUCUCCUACCACUUCUGUUCUUCUCUCAUCAACCCUAAUUUCUCCACCAAUUCUCCCAAAAACGCCUCAGCCUCCUUUCGACUGCGAUGUUCUUCCGAAAGUCCUCGUCGAUUUCAACUCCACAAGAAUCAGAGAGAUAGGUUGUUUCCAUUGAAGGAAUGUGCGAUUUCAGUAGCGUUGGCGAUUGGAUUGAUAACUGGAGUACCUGCGUUGGAUUGGUCUUAUUAUUAUGCCAAUGCAGCUACUCCGGCGCUUCCAGAUUUGUCGGUGUUGAUAUCGGGGCCGCCGAUUAAGGAUCCAGGGGCGUUGUUGAGAUAUGCUUUGCCUGUUGAUAAUAAAGCUAUAAGGGAGGUUCAAAAGCCACUUGAAGAUAUCACAGACAGUCUCAAGAUUGCUGGGGUCAAGGCACUUGAUUCUGUUGAAAGAAAUUUGAGGCAGGCAUCCCGGGCUCUGAAGCAGGGGAAGAGUAUGAUUGUUUCGGGAUUGGCGGAAUCAAAGAAGGAACAUGGAGUUGAAUUGCUGGAUAAGAUUGAAGCUGGCAUGGGUGAGCUCCAACAAAUUGUGGAGGAUAGAAAUCGUGAUGCCGUAGCACCUAAACAGAAGGAGCUGCUUAAUUAUGUUGGAGGGUGAGUAUACAAAACUAGUCUUGGUUCUGCUCAUGCACAUUUACACUCAUGCCAGGCACAAACUCCUAAAGAAAAUAUGCAAUGGGUUUUGAAGACAAUAAUUGUCUGUAUAGUUAAGUUAUGUUAGGAAGGUAAGAUUUUAGGAGAAUUCUUUGCAGGAUGGUUUUGCAAGAUUAAUGUAAUGUCUACCAAAAAAGGGAGGAAAACUUAUGCGAAGCUGUGUUUAGUAAAAGGUUGUAAAAUUUUGGAACUUAUUCAAUCUCAUAUUUGUGA
This is a messenger RNA of Camellia sinensis, 1169 nucleotides long. NCBI's taxonomy places the organism in Eukaryota, Viridiplantae, Streptophyta, Magnoliopsida, Ericales, Theaceae. The record is from RefSeq and is a predicted model, not a curated record.